Molecule: messenger RNA, 894 nt
Organism: Brassica oleracea var. oleracea
Lineage: Eukaryota; Viridiplantae; Streptophyta; Magnoliopsida; Brassicales; Brassicaceae
Product: probable WRKY transcription factor 68
Exons: 3
Coding region: 1-894 (297 amino acids)
Biological process (GO): regulation of DNA-templated transcription
Molecular function (GO): DNA-binding transcription factor activity; sequence-specific DNA binding
Source: RefSeq, a predicted model, not a curated record
AUGGAGAAAACUGGUGCUGGGAUGGCAUUUUCCAACUUAGGGCAAACGAGAGUUGACCCGUCGUUGUCAGAUUCAUCGUGGGAGAGGUAUCCGGUGGGGUUCAUGGAGUUACUAGGCGUUCAUCAUCAAGACAGCUCUCGUUAUGCCUUGUCCCAUAUACCGCCGAUGCAGCUAACGGCAACACCUAACCCGUCGUCGCCCAUCUCAUAUGCUUUGUGCGAAGCUGUGACCGGAGAGGAAAACAAUAGAUACUACCAGGAACAUGAAGAUGACGAAGAAGAACAGAAACACAAGAGAAAUAAGCGGUUUAAAUCAACGAGGAGUAGUGAACAGACGAAAAUGAAAGCGCCAAGAGUGUCAUUCAUCACGAAGAGCCUAGUUAAUAACCUAGACGAUGGUUAUAAAUGGAGAAAAUACGGACAAAAACCUGUCAGAAACAGCCCUUUUCCUAGGAGUUACUACCGUUGCACAAUAUCUUGUUGUAACGUGAAGAAGAGAGUGGAGAGAUCAUUCACUGACCAAAGCUGUGUAAUCACAACCUACAUAGGUCAACACACGCAUCCUAGACCACUCAUCUUGUCUAGACAAGGCAGCUUUGGUUCUGAUGGCCCAGCUUCUGAGUCCUACUUUGACGUGACCCCUACACUCCCUUCUCAGCUUCACCAGCCUUUCGAUUACAACAACCAUCAUCAACACCAAAGUCAAGGGUUGUAUCUUUUUGGAACCGAGUACCUUAGCAGACAAGAAAAAGAACUUAAUCAUGACGAUGAAUAUGAUGAUCAUUUGAUUAAGACGAGUCGAACUCAGGAUCUGCUCGAUGGAGCUGGUUUAGUCAAAGACAAUGGCCUUCUUCAAGAUGUUGUUCCAGCUCAUAUCAUCAACGAAGAGUAUUAG